This is a messenger RNA of Dicrocoelium dendriticum, 4911 nucleotides long. NCBI's taxonomy places the organism in Eukaryota, Metazoa, Platyhelminthes, Trematoda, Plagiorchiida, Dicrocoeliidae. The record is from the annotation of a GenBank genome assembly.
AUCAGGAACCUUUCGGUGCUAACCACAUUGGUGGUUUUCUGCUGAAGAAUCUGGUUGACCUAAGAACAACUCAGGACACGUUGCGGAAAAUAGCAUCUGCCAACAGCAUACUCUCUGCCAUACGAAGGUCGUACUACCAAUUGACUCUGCAGAACUUCAGGUUCCUAUUUUCUUCCAACUUUCGUGCAAUACUGGAAUACGGCCUACCUGCCAUACGCCUUCUCACGAAAUUUUAAUGUCGCGCUCGUUCUUUACUGCUGGUGAAUACUGAGUCCCGUAUGGCGGUUUACCUGUAUGUUUAAGUCUCAUAUGAAUGCUGUUAUGUCGGGAUCGCAGAGCAGAGUGACUAAGUCCUUCGUUGAAGCCACAGGGCUUUCGAGGAUCCGGACAGGCACAACACUCCUCGAGGGUUCUGGUUCCUCGGUUUCUCGCGAUCCGGAUCCAGCCACCAUAUAUGGUCCACCAACACCUACUUCCCCAUCGCAGUCAACAAAACCACUAAUUGUCCAAUUACCAAGCUCAUUUAUGCCCUCAUCUGUCAUUCAUCACUUUGGCUCCUCUUCGUCAACUGGUUUCCCCUCCAACUCUUCUGAUCCUUCCCCCACGAACCCAGCUACGCCUUCUUUCCCUCCUCAAGGGCCUGCUGUACCCAACUCCAAAAAACAGAAGUUGCUCAGACGGUGUCAUCGCCAUUUGAAGCGUUUAUUGCGGAGCUCCGGGGUUGUGCACUCAUCCACAUCGGGCUCGACAACUGAUACAUGCGAAAAGUGUCCUAAUUGUCUCAUGAACAACAACAUACUGCUUGAUUUACAAACCAAAUAUUCCGACCUGGUUCAGGAAGUGGCAUCUUUGCAACGACAACUUACUGCUGUUCAACAUGCCUUCACGUCGCUCCGCACGAUGCUCCUCGCUUCCUUCAUCUCUUCUCCCAGCAACCAGGCAACCUCUUCCGACCUCAACACACUAUCCACAUGUACUCCGCUGGUGGCUGUCCCCACUAGCUACAACCCUGCUGUCACCUUCUCCAUGGCACCAUUUGGCAAUUCCCAGCAAAUCUCUGGGGCAGGUUCUCUUCCCACUGCUCUCUCGACUGUCGUCACAGAAUCGAUUGCUUACGAACCUGCAUCGACUAUCACCCCAUCGAAUUGCAUGCAGGAAUUGCCUUCAUCGAACCCUGGAAUCGCUGCUCCGAUACUGUCGUCGGCUCUGGAGCUAACCACCUCUUCGUCCAAUUUUGCCCAUCUCCCAACCGAUCCGCCACACAUCAAAUCAGACCCAUCGGAUACUCUUCAUGCUGGGCUCUCCACUUCGUCCGACAAGGACUCCUCUUCCAGUGUGGUUAUGGAUUCAGCUGUGUCUCGACUCGACCCAUUCACUUUCAUCCAGUCGAUACGGGAUCGAAUGAGGCGAUUGAACAUCUCGCAGCGUACGCUUGGCCGUGAAUUCCUUGGCGUGAAUGAAAGGGCAUUAGGUGAAAUUAUGCGCAAACCCAGGCCUUGGAACCAACUCACUCCACAUGCACGUUCUGUUUACGAACGUUUAUAUGAUUGGCUAAACAAAGAAUCUCAGUCUGAUUUUAUUAAAGAAUCUUUGAGUUCCCCGUCCUCUGCCAGUACCUGUCCUGCGCAUGGCGGCCAGCAAUCGUCAAUUUACGAUGAAGCCUCUCCUUCGAUCCCAUGCAACACAGAUGGCACUUCAAGCAAUGAACAGGCGUUAGAAGAACUUUGCAGUCGGACCGAACCAGUCGCUGCGUCUCCACCAGAGGUCUACGCUUCCCCGAAUUCCUUUACAUCUGCGCCUCCCUUUGGAUCGGAUCUCGCAAGCGAACCGGAUUUAUUGAAUCGCCAAACACAAGAGGCGUGGAGAACCUGUUCAUUGGCCAAUGGUCAGGUUGCUACGAGGGACUCUAAUGCCCAUAAUGAAUCAUCAUCUCGCAGACUACCCUCACGGUUAGAUCAGGAAACUCAAAGACGUAUACGGGACAUACUCUGUCAGGCUCGACUGGCAAUGGCGAUGGAAAAGUCAGAUGAUCGGUCCGAAACGGGAACGAGGCGAAGGAAGCGAGCCGCAAGCACCGAGUCAGAAAACUGCCCCAAGCGCUUUUCGGUGAUGAACUGCGAUGCUCAUCCGACCACUUCUCAGGCCCCCAAUCUGGAUGCAGAGUCUGAUAAGAAUUGUUUGAAAGACUUCGGACCUCCCGUAUCUGAGGAACCUUUAAGCAUUCAACCGUCCGAGUUUCAUCCUCCGCCAACGCUUUCCCCGGCGCUUUCCGCCCCGAUUAUGUUGCCUGAUUGUUCCGGUGCGAUAUCCAGCUCUGCUCCCUGCAUAUUUACGCCUGGAGCCCAAGGCAACUGCACAACUAUGAACAUUAUUGCCAGUCAAAAUGAGCCAGUCUCUUUUCCACUAACUGCACUGCAGCUCAAUCGUGCGUCUAAUGUUCCGUUCAAUUCCACUGUUGCUCAAAUUCCUGGCACAGUGCAAAUUCCCCAUAUUACGACCCCAUUCGCAGCUUUCAGUCUGAAUGGCACUCCAGCUGGUUCGCAGGCUUCGUUUCCCCUGGGCUCUCCUGCUCUCCAAUCCUUAUCGUCGAUCAGCUCUAGUUCACAGAUGACGCUAACUGUUCCGCAAUCCUUACUGCCUGGUCUAGUUCAAGUUCCCACCCCCUCUGUUCGAGUAACGAACCAUCCCGUUCACUCCGUUAUACCUCCACUUCAGCAGACCUUAUUGCUUCUGGCCGCCGCAUCUGCCGCCAGAGGGCACAGUCAGGCAGCGGUUACUAACGCCACGAGUUUUCCGAGCUCACUUCUGUCCUACAACCUUACUGAUUCAGUGGCCAAUGCAAUCCUAAGCUCCGCGGCGGCCUCUGCCAACUGCACUACCGGCGUGCGUUACAACUCAGCUGCCGAUACAUGCUGCAACGCUGACACCGUCAGGGAGGAGGGGCAUGGCUCUGACAAUUUGACUAAUUACAUCGCACCAGUGGCUUCCACAGGCUCUGCAGAAUUGGCGUCCUUGCUGUCUGCUAGGAUCACGCGUUCCUCCUCAUCACAGCCGCCGUCUACAGAAACGCUGACCUUACCCGACAGUGCUACGCUGGAGGUGUUUUCCAAACUCAACCUGCAUCAGCUUACAUCUUGUCAACUGAAACAGCUAUCUGAUCGCGUUCCUCCGCUGAACACAUUUGAUUUGGCCAAUCAGAUAAGAAACCAUCUCCGUGACUUAAACGUUUCUCAACGUUUGUUCGGUGACUUUGUUCUGGGUCUGUCACAGGCGUCAGUCAGCGAACUUUUGAACAAACCCCGCCCGUGGGACCAACUUUCCCCCAGAGCCAAACUGGCUUACCUGCAGUUGUAUGCGUGGUUACAGCAGCCGGAUCGAAUUGAGUCACUAAAGCAGACGCAGCUGACACAUAGGCAGCGCUAUUUGUAUUCCAUCCCGGAGUUGUCUGCUUUGGAUACAGAUGGAGCCACAUUUCUGGAGUCGUCGACCGAUUUGAAUUACGCAGGCGUAAGCCAAAUGGGUACUCAGGACGAUGCACUUCAGCACCCUUUUUCAUCCAUACUUGCCAAUCCUCCUCAUCAGGAGCCACCAUUUCCCACUGACUGUCCGAAUGGAUCCUCCGACCAACUGUGUGAACGUGAUCGCCAAAGCCUCUUUGAUAUCGCUCGAGCCGCUGCGGCCGCGAUGCAGCGAGCAAAUAGCACUGGCAGCACCGGCAAACUCGCGAGAACUAAGGCACAGGUCGAUUCGCCAAUGAAAAAUGCCACUCCGUCGCGGUUGUCUACACCACUCAAAUCGGAUUCUUCCGGGAGAAGCGCAUCUGUCUCAGCUGAGACAGGCAAUUUGACCUGUACGACGAUCUCCCCAUCGAAGCUUUCCCCGGCACGCAACCGCGUUGUUUUCACUGAGACGCAGAAGGAGGCGCUUGUGAGCACAUUCAAUCGACAACCGUACCCGCAUUCAGACAGAUUACGUGAACUUGCCAAAGAGCUGGAUCUUAGCUACAAAACGAUAUUGAACUGGUUCCACAACAGACGCAUGAGGAGCCGCCAGCCCUUGAUUCCGACAGAACGUGAUGGUCCGGAAAACCAUCUUGCUAUCACCAAGCCGGAGCCCGUUCAGCGGGUCUUUUCCGAUCCACACCGUUUUAAUGGUGACGGGCCUAUUUGCAAUAUCUCCGCUUCUAGUCACACUGAUACAGCAAGCGUGGAGUGCGAUCGUCCCUCAGUACACUUCGUCUGUCCGAAUUCACAACCAGGCCACCCAAAUAGACGCAAGCGCCCUGACCCCGCUCGCUUAAUUACCCCUUGUCUAUAGCCCCCUACGUUCCUUCUCAGCCAGGCUUCACUCGAAGCUAUUCCACCCAACAUAUACAAUAGGGUCUUUCUGGCGCUACAGCAUUCGACAACUUUUGCCUUUAUGGUGUACAGCAUUUUUGUUUUCCUAUUGCAUUUGGCUCGAUAAAUAGCCUCACGAAACCGGUGACAUUAUGCCACUUUUUCGAUCUCUGCCUCGGUGGACUUACUUCUCUAACUUUUUCUCCCAGAGGAUGAAUCCGUCUUUUUCACACCCUUCAUAUGCUUUCCAUUUGGUUAGCUUGAUCUUACCACCCGGUUUUGUUCAACCUCUUACACCUUUUAUUGUUUCCUCCAACGGUUUUCGAUAGCUUGUUAUUCUUCCUAUUUUUUAUCCCCCUCUUUCAUUCAAUGCAGAUCAUGAACUGUUUUCUUUUUCCUCCGGUUGAGCAUUUAUCCGUACAGUAGUCGGUCUUAUUCAAUAUCACAUCCGCUUAUUCUCUUUUUAUGUCUUUUCUACUUGUGGAUGUAUGUAUGUACAUGUGUUUCUUUGUAUCGGUAAGCUUGCUAUUUCUUUUCAUCUAUACACAUACAAUAGACACUCUUCUAUUGACGU